Messenger RNA from Volvox carteri f. nagariensis, 3057 nucleotides. RefSeq lists its product as uncharacterized. Gene Ontology annotation, molecular function: alpha-1,2-mannosyltransferase activity. Gene Ontology annotation, biological process: mannan biosynthetic process. Gene Ontology annotation, cellular component: Golgi apparatus. The coding region runs from base 1 to 3057 and encodes 1018 amino acids. The record is from RefSeq and is a predicted model, not a curated record. NCBI's taxonomy places the organism in Eukaryota, Viridiplantae, Chlorophyta, Chlorophyceae, Chlamydomonadales, Volvocaceae. The transcript has 14 exons.
AUGAUCGAGGUUCCCCGGCAUCUAGCUGUGGGCUGUUCUGGGACCGGGUUCAUGCGGACAAACAGCCACCUCCGAAUCGCACAGCACACGGCAGGCCCAACCCCACACACAGCUCCGGAGGGCACAGAACCAGGGGGCAUCACGCAGGACGUCAGCCAGCGCCGCAGCGCCGCCGCCGCCGCCGCUGCCGCAGCCGCCGUCGCCGCAACUGCGACCUCCCAAGCCCGCACGCACACAUCCCUGUUCCAGGCGCUGCUACUGCAUUCGUCCGCCGGACAUGUCGCCGCCGCCGUCGGCGCCAGACGAAAUUCGGCCCAGCUGCCCGCACUUGCCGGCCCGCCAGACGGCCCAGAUGCAGUCGUACUUGACUCCUGCCGCCGCUGCGCCGCCUUUUCUGCAUCGGACUUUUUGGCGGACGCGCCCGAUCUGGAGCUAGCGGGUGAGGAUCCGUACUGGCGGGACUGGCUGACGGCGCCGCCAGGGGACCUGAGCUCCAGCGGCGGCGGCGGCGGCGGCGGCGGCGGCGGUGGCAGUAGAGCCAUGAAGCAUGCGGCAGUUACGGGGGGCCCGGGCGAUGUACGGCGACAGCAAUGUCGGCGUGUGGGGUCCUUUUUGGGCGCUGUACGGAACAAUGAAGAGCUGGAGGCCUACCGACAGCGCAUCGUGCGAUAUGUACGGAGCCCGCAGUACAGGGCUCGGGCCGCCUCCAUCGCCCGGCCCUCCUCCUCCCCCCCCACCUCCCCCCCCACAUCGGUGUCCCGGGGAAUCCUGAUCAGCGCGGGUGGCGCCCGCUACACCGCCAACCUCAUCGUAACGCUCCACGUUGUACGACACCAUUGGGGCUGUAAGCUGCCUGUGGAGGUAGCCUGGCAGGGCCCGGAAGAAAUGGACAACGUCACGUGGGCCUCCCUGGAGCGACAUUUUGCUCCCAUUUGGGGUUUCGACGUACGAGCGGCCCCUCACCCGGUUCCGGAGCUGCAUAGCGCCAGCUUCCAGCCGACGUCGUACAGCGGGAAGGUGUACGCCCUGGCGCUCUGCAGCUUCCGAGAGCAGGUUCUCAUGUUGGACGCGGACUCACUGCCGCUGAAGAAUCCGGAAACACUCUUCGAAGAUCCACGAUUUGUAAAGCACGGCAGCCUCUUCUGGCCCGAUGCAUGGACAGCCCAGGCGCAUUCCUCAGUGUACGGCUUGUACGGCAUUGAUUACGGCAAAGCCCAGCGUGUGCUGUCCCAAGGCCUGGGUUUCGGUCGCCGCGACGCGGAAAGCGGUCAGUUGCUGUUUGACCGAGCUCGUCACCUGGACGUACUGGAGGCUCUCCUCAUGAUCAACCGUCAUCCCACCGCCAACCGGUUUCUGCUCUGGGGCGACAAGGACUCCUUCUCCCUGGCCUUCGCGGCGGUGGGUAAGGCGCACUGCUACAACCAGGUCUCCGCGCCACCAUCUGCCUACCUCCUCUGGUCGCCGGACAAACUGCUCACCAAGGCCACCAGCCAGCGGGGCCCAGGCUGGCUCUUGGGCGGCUUUGUACAACACCUGGAAGACGUGCCGUACGUGUACGGCAUGGACGAUACAGACAAUCGGCGGCAAGCACAGCUGCAGGGAGAAGGACCGGCGGCUCAGGCACAUCCGCGAUCCAGGGGGGACCUACGGGGAAUGUCCAGCCCUAGCGGCGAGAUGCACGGCGCCAACGCAUCCCGUACCUCCAGCGCCUCCGCCGCCGAACCAGAAAAGCCAGCGACAGCGCUGCCGCUGCCUCUGCCGCCGCUGCUGUCCAGCGACGUCCCGCGAGCGAAGUCCCCUGCUGUCGCCAUGAACAGUUCUCAAUCCAUACCUCCCACGCCCGUGACCGCCGCUGCCGUACGUUUGGCCGCGACGCCGUCUCAGCCGGAGGAACCAAUGGCGGGAGCAUCCUCCGCACUAACCUCCUCAUCGUCUCCCUCCUCCUCGUCCUCCUCCUGCGCCUCCUCCCCCUCGCCCCUGACCGGUCUGGUGUCCGCCGCCUUCUUGCAUCGAACCAUGGCCAAGCUCCGUGCAGAUGCAGAGCCCGCCCUGCUGCAGCUGAUCACUGCGCCAAUGACACAGAGGUGGGCGUCGUACUUCCUUGCCCACGACAAUCUGGGCCCCACUCGCGGUGUCCCGUGGGACUAUUGCGUUCCGGAAUCCGCGGUCGAGAUUGUGAAGGCCUCGGGAUCAGCGGGGUUGGAUUGGGCCGGCGGUGGGGGCGGCGGCGGGUUCGGCGGCAGGGGCGGCCCACCGGCGGCUGCGGCAUUACCUUCUGAUGGGAUUACGCCCGAGGCGAGCAGUAAGGCGCCCGGGCAAGCUCAAGGGCUAUGGACAUGGUUGCGACAGCGGAACUGGAGCGGGGGCGGGGGCGGCGGCGGCGGGGAUGAACAUGAGCCAGGUGGCGGCGGCGUUGGCUGCGACGGCCGCGGCAACGGCACGUGUCGGGUGCGGCGAUGGCGGCGGCCGCCACGUCCGCGGGAGGAGCCGCUGCCUCCGCCGCAGUUGCUUGGCGGCGACGGUAGCGAACAGGAACGUGGCGACGGCGCGUGUCCCUUGGACGAGCUGUACGACUACCUAAAGGCUGUAGAUUCCGGACUUCCUCUGGACCGACAUCCUCCACUGGAGGCCUUAUGCGCGAAUGAGGUCCACGACUACGUCGCCACUGCAAACGCUGCACUUGACCGCGCAGCAGCCGCGGCGCUGGCGGCGGCGGCGGCCGCUGCAACCAUCGGCGGCCGCCGCCCCGUCGAAGACCCGUCUUUCCUGGCCGCGUUCCGCGACACCCAAGCCGCCGGCCAGCUGAACCGGGUACCACUCCCCCGCUCCCCCGCUGCGGACUUUUAUCCGUACAUCGAGGCUAAGGUCAUCCGCGUGGCAUCGCCGCCGCGCCCGCUGCCUGCCGUACAGUACGACUGGCAGGACCCGUGGCCAUGUGAGACCGCGCCGUUUGUGUCCGCCAUACGGGCGUCGUACAUGGCGUACGUUUGGCUUCACGAGCACCAGCGGGAAUUCCCGAUCGUGAUGCAGGGGGCCCCCGGGGGCAAGAGGGGUUGA